ACAUUCCAAUCAUUUCAAUAGACUACAAUCCCACAGCAAGUCAGCUGAAGCUACCAUAUAGUCUUCUCCAGCCUGGUGCUUUUCAGAUGUCUUAGAUGUUGGUGUCAUGAUUGUUUCCUUUUGCUCACCCUUGCAGAUUAAAACAGAAGACCUCAGUGACUCUUUGCAAACGUCCCUCUCCUCCAGAUCAAGUCACUUAGCCCAGGGGGCUUCCAUGAUGCCUGGAGGACAAAUUCCUGGGAAUGUGAACUCUCUUCAUACUUUGCAGCAACUCGUGCAAGUUCCAGGGCCUAUGCAGUCUGUCCCCCUAUUCCUGCUUUCUCAGGGCCCAGCAGGACAACAAGCUCUGCAGUCAAAUCUUCUCUCCUUUCCUCAACAGCAAAGUGGACUUCUGCUCCCGCAGCCUGGACACAGCUUAGCAUCUCAGGCAGUGGGACGUCCUGGACACCCUGGGACAUUGUUGGAGCCUCACCUUGAGGCCCCUCAGCACUUACAAGUUGCCAAACAUUUGCCAUCUUCCAUGGCAACAGAUGAAGCAAAUGAUUUGGAAGAGCUGGAAAAAUUUGCCAAGACUUUUAAGCAGAGGCGCAUCAAACUGGGGUUUACACAGGGCGAUGUAGGUCUGGCUAUGGGGAAGCUCUACGGGAAUGACUUCAGCCAGACCACCAUUUCCCGCUUUGAAGCUCUCAACCUGAGCUUCAAGAACAUGUGCAAGUUAAAACCACUCCUGGAGAAAUGGCUGAGCGAUGCAGAAUCAUCCCCCUUGGACUCUUCUGUGAGCAGCCCAAGUUCUUACCCCUCCGUGAACGAGAUGUUUGGGCGCAAGAGGAAGAAACGAACCAGCAUUGAGACCAACAUCCGCUCCACACUGGAGAAGCGGUUCCAAGACAACCCCAAGCCCAGCUCAGAGGAAAUAGCCCUGAUUGCAGAACAGUUGUCCAUGGAAAAGGAAGUGGUCCGAGUCUGGUUCUGCAACCGAAGGCAGAAGGAAAAACGUAUCAGCUGUCCGAUGCCCUCUCCCAUAAAAUCACCCCUCUACAACUCCAGACUGGUUUCUACUUCAGGAUCUUUGGGUCCCCUUUCUGCCCACAGUUCCAUGCAUGGUGCAGUGUCUUCUUCUUGCUCACCUGGCCAUGCCAGCCGGUCCUCAUCCCCUGGCACAGGACUUCACACCAACACUCCUGGCAUGCCUCAAAACACCUCUAAAGUAGCCAUCAAUUCAUCCAGUUUCAACUCCUCUGGAUCAUGGUACCGAUGGAACCAGCCUACUUACCUCCAUUAAAGCAUAAUUUUGGAAGAGCAUCCACAAUGACCUGUCUUUCCUCUGUUUAAAAAAAAAAGUGGGGGAGCCUUCACAUCCUUCGGUGGACCACUUCCCCAGGAAGCGUUUCCUUGAGCAAAUGUUUCGCACAUUGGCACUGACGACUUUUGGCAAGGGCAAACCUCCAGUCGACUGAUGUAAACUGAACUGUCAAAGAGACUUAAGCUACAAGGGGUCCCUCUCUACCUGAGAGGGCUGUGUGGUGUAUGUGUGUUCUCUGUAAGCCCACCAGCUUGCCAGCCUCAAGAGCAUCUUUCUUGGGAUGCAUCUGCAGAAAAGCUUCCACGUCUAGGUCUAAAUAUGCCCUUGAGGAUUUUCUACUCUGAGCCAAGGCUGCCCAAAUUAUUUCAUUUAAGGAUUGAAUGUGGAUGGUCCUCUUAACUGCCCUCUUCCAGAACAAAGUGACGGCGCUUUGUCAGUGAAGAGGUGCAUCUAACGUUGCCUACUCAACAUUUUGAAGUGCAUUUUUUAGGAAGAGGGGAGGGGGGUUCAAGGUGCAUGGCAGAUUUUUGUUCCACAGACACAUCAGGGUGAGAAUCUGCAGCCUAGUGAGGCUGACAAGUAAUAUGGCUGUCAAACUGAUGUGCAUUUAAUGGUUCAAAAGGGAUGGUGGAUUGACCCGGCGCAUCUCGAAUUCCUGCAGUGCAGAAAUGUGGAGAUUUUAGCCUCAAAGCAUUCGCUUUUCUAAUGGGGG
Candoia aspera is the source of this 2015-nucleotide messenger RNA. It is a transcript of the gene POU2F3, whose product is annotated as POU class 2 homeobox 3. Bases 107 to 1282 code for a protein of 391 amino acids. NCBI's taxonomy places the organism in Eukaryota, Metazoa, Chordata, Lepidosauria, Squamata, Candoiidae. Gene Ontology annotation, cellular component: nucleus. The record is from RefSeq and is a predicted model, not a curated record. Gene Ontology annotation, biological process: regulation of transcription by RNA polymerase II. The transcript is spliced from 10 exons. Gene Ontology annotation, molecular function: RNA polymerase II cis-regulatory region sequence-specific DNA binding; DNA-binding transcription factor activity, RNA polymerase II-specific.